CAAAGAGCAUCAGAUCAGAUCAGCCCACCGAAAUAAACAACAACAUGCAUACCCAUAACCUCUAGCAGAGGCAGCAGCAUCCUGAAUUCAGAAGACUAUCUAUCUCGUACCUGCACGCAAUCUCCUACCCCACACCACCACCACCACCACCACCACCCCACUAUUCUUCUUCACCAUCGCAACUCCAAAAAAAACCUCAACCUCAACCUCACCCCUCACCACCCAACCAACCAAAAGCAAUGACCUCCACCGGAGGAAUCACAGGAGAAACCUCAGGAGGUUUCCUCCCCCCAACCCUCCCAUCCCCCGCCCCCUCCACCCCACGACCAAGCACGCCCUCCCUCCUCCCCAAACCGCGCACGCAUCCUCUGCGCGCAGGGUCCGCCAAAGAAGCAACCGUGAUUAAUCACAUCGAUACGACAUUACUGAGGAUUUCGCGCCGACACGCAAAGAAAUUCAGUAGUGCUUAUUACAAGCCUACUGAUGAUGGUGAUGGAUUCAACUCCAAUGCGACGACGGGUUAUUCCCCGGAGUCGUUCGAACCUCGGAGGGAGGGAGAAGGAGAGGUGCAGGGCUAUGAAAGCUUCAAGGAAGUAGCGAGGGAUUUGGAGGGUUUGGUGGAUGUGCUUUGGGUUAGUGGGACGCCAUCCCUCCAAAUCCCCUACCUCAUCUCCCUAGCCAUCCAAGUCAACUCCUAUCUGCCCGAGUAUCCCUUCUCAGCGGCGCCUACGUUCCGCUUACUGCGGAAGUUGGAUGAGGUGUUUGCGGAGCUUUUAGGUGGUGGUAGUAGUGGUAACGGGGAGAAGAAGAGUGUGGUGUCUAUGACGGAGAAGGUGCGGAUUAAGAGUAUUGCCGAGUCGUGUCGGGUGUUGGUUGUUGAGAAGAGAGAGAAGGAGAUUGAGGAUGCUAAUGGGGCAGAGGAUGAUGAUUAUGAUGAGGAUGAGGAUGAAGAGUUCGAGGAUGUCUAUGGGGAUGCGAAUAAAUUGGAGGAUUAUAUGCCUGUUCCUGGGAAGUGGGAGAUGGAGACGGCCAAGGUCUAUGAGAGGACGAUUCAGUUGUUGGGCGAUGAGUUGGGGAAUGUGGGUGAGUUUUGUGAUGAGGAUUUGGCCGCUGGGGAUGGUGCGGUUUGUGAUACGGGGGAUUUUGUGGUUGAGUUGGAGGAGGAGGAUGAUGAUGAUGAUGAUGUUUGAUAUCUAGCUUCUGUACUUUUGGUUGGUUUGAUGGGAUGUGGUGUUGUGUGUAUGGGGUGGAUAUGGUGUUUAUGGGCAGUACUAGUUAUCAGGGGUCUAUGGCGUUGAGGACAUUGAGGAUACUUGGUUUGUUGGUCUUAUAUCUGAUAUCAAGGGUGCAUGACAAGUGCUUGGAGUCAUACUUUGUUUGGUUCUAUCAUUCACUAGUCGCUAUCACCUAGCUCAACACUCCUCUCUAACUACCACAAUAUACUACACCA
Aspergillus neoniger CBS 115656 is the source of this 1450-nucleotide messenger RNA. Its product is annotated as general transcription factor IIH subunit TFB6 family. The record is from RefSeq and is a predicted model, not a curated record. Bases 240 to 1190 code for a protein of 316 amino acids. NCBI's taxonomy places the organism in Eukaryota, Fungi, Ascomycota, Eurotiomycetes, Eurotiales, Aspergillaceae. The transcript has 2 exons. Gene Ontology annotation, cellular component: transcription factor TFIIH holo complex.